Molecule: messenger RNA, 513 nt
Organism: Lolium rigidum
Lineage: Eukaryota; Viridiplantae; Streptophyta; Magnoliopsida; Poales; Poaceae
Exons: 1
Coding region: 1-513 (170 amino acids)
Source: RefSeq, a predicted model, not a curated record
AUGGGCGCGUGCAACUCGUGCGAGGCUACGGCAGUGGCGGCGGUGACUGGCGGUGCCGCUGUGGGUGAGGCGACAGCGGCGAGGGUGGUGCUAGCAGACGGCGAGCUGCAGCGGUUCCCCGGGGGCACCCUAGCGACGCAUGCGCUAAAGGCUGCGGCAUCUGCUGCCGCGGGCGGCGCGGGCGCUUGCUUCCUGUGCAGCGCCGACGGGCUCGAGCUCGGCGGCGCCGUGGCGGCAGUCGCUGCAGACGAGGAGCUACAGCCCGGGCAGCUCUACUUCGUGCUCCCCGCGGCCAUGCGGCGGCGUCCGCUGCGGGCGGAGGAGAUGGCCGCGCUCGCCAUCCGCGCCAGCGCCGCGCUGGGGGCCGACCACCACGGCCCGCUCGUUUUCCCGGACUCGGCCGCCGGAGGCGCCCCUGUGAGGAGCGGAGAGAAGGGGUCCCGGCGGCGCUCGCGGAGGACAGCCAGCCUGGGCCGGGACUUCGUGACAGACCUCGGAGCCAUUGCAGAGUAG